AUGCAGAACUUGAAGAUUAUGAAUGACAUACCAGUUCCAGGUGGGAAAGAGGAGCAGAAUUUGGAGUUGCACGAUAAUGAGCAAGGUAGACCUGUGAGACGAACCAGUACAGCACAUCAGUUUGUGACAAGCCAAAACAGGAAUAGCAAUGCUAUAAGGAAUGAAAUAGUGCAGUCCGCCAUCAAUUUUCUUGGGCAACGUAUGAACACAGAAAAUGAUGGCACAGUUGAGAGUUUGAUGAGUAUUCUAGAAGCAUCUUCAUCUAAGGACUUAAUUUUGGCCAGUAGAAAUCUUGUUUCUUCGAUUCUUGGACCAAGCUGCCUGUCAGAUUUUGUCAGUGAUGUUUGCAAGUCAUGGAACAACCUGGCCAAAAUUGAGCAUGUUGAGGUGGAAGACACUGGAACUAUGUAUGCUCUUCGCCUUAGGAAGAUGAUACAGGCAAGUACUGGUUUACUUAAGAAAUUCCUAGCAUCUUUUCUUACCCUUGUCCCUCACAGCAUGGCAACUGAACGAGUUGUUUCUCAUUAUAACAAUGUGAAGACAUCGGGCAGGUCUUCGCUUAAUCCUGAGACAAUAAAUGGUAUAUUGCAUAUUUCUCUGAAUGGAAAGGGUGCAUCCUUUUUUGACCCAAGACCAGUGGUAUCAGAGUUCUUAACUUCGAAAGAAAGAAGAAACCGAGAGCCGUGUGAAGAACUGUACAAACAAAGGGAAUUUGUGAAACAUUUCUUCAAGCAAGAAUCCGGAUGUCUGUGA
This is a messenger RNA of Paramuricea clavata, 753 nucleotides long. The record is from the annotation of a GenBank genome assembly. Lineage: Eukaryota; Metazoa; Cnidaria; Anthozoa; Malacalcyonacea; Plexauridae.